Molecule: messenger RNA, 1857 nt
Organism: Cyprinus carpio (common carp)
Lineage: Eukaryota; Metazoa; Chordata; Actinopteri; Cypriniformes; Cyprinidae
Product: mitochondrial fission factor homolog B-like
Exons: 9
Coding region: 164-1078 (304 amino acids)
Biological process (GO): positive regulation of mitochondrial fission
Cellular component (GO): peroxisome; mitochondrial outer membrane
Source: RefSeq, a predicted model, not a curated record
AGCGCUACAGCGUCCGUCAGCUUCACGCAGCUGUGGAGCGUUCUGGGUUGAGCUGGUUUAGCUGAUAGUCUUUUUCUAAAAAAAAUCCACAAAAUAAUCGGAUUUUACGCUUGCAUUUUACUUUAACCUCUCUAAUCGGUCGGCGGAUCUGAUCUCGGUGAAGAUGAAUGGAGCAGCGUUCCCCUCUCCCACAGCCGAGAUGGCGGAGAUGAACCGGAUCCACUAUCAGCUGGAGUACACAGAGGGCAUCAGUCAGAGAAUGCGUAUUCCUGAGCAGCUCAAAGUGGCUUCGUAUAACCAUGAUGAGCAGGAAAUUUCAGAGCAUGAGACGCUCCACACAGCAAUGAUGCACGUUCCCGAGAGAAUUGUAGUGGCAGGAGACAGGAAUGAAAUGCAGUUUCCCAGAGAUCUGGACCUCAUCCAGUCCACCCAAAUGGAGUCAACACUGUCCCUCAAGACACCCCCUCGAGUCCUCACGCUCAGCGAAAGGCCCAUCGACUUUCUCGAAAUGGAGCAGCCGAGCUCCGCCAGUCAGACCAGUGAAGAAGUGCGCAUGCAAACCAGGACACGUAGAGAGCGCUCGGUCAGCGAGAACACAAGUGUGCAUCACAAUGGCCAGCUCGCAAGAAACGACUCCAUGGGUAUGACUCUCUCCCCCUCUGCUGCAUUGCGCACUAUGGCUCCUCUCGGUGGUGCCGAGGACGGGUUUAACCUCUUCAGCUCCCGCGGUGUCCUUUCCUUCAUCCAGUCAACCACACGUCGGGCCUACCAGCAGGUCCUGGAGGUCCUGGACGAGAACCAGCGCAGCCAGCCAUCUCUUAGAGGGGGUUCAACCCUUUCUAACCCCCAGCAUGACAGCAGGCAUGCCCUGGCCCCACUGGACUCGACUAUAGAGGGAGGAGCAGAUGACAUGGCUGUGGUGGACGCCACCUCUCUACGCAGACAGAUUGUCAAGCUGAACCGGCGUUUGCAGCUCUUGGAGGAGGAGAACAAAGAGAGAGUCAAGAGAGAAAUGAUCAUGUAUUCCAUCACUGUUGCUUUCUGGCUUAUCAACAGCUGGGUUUGGUUCCGUCGCUAAAGCUACAUGGACUCAGCAAUGUGGGAGGGGCAAAAUCAGAACUCCGCCCCUCUGUUCUAUGUGUCAAACUUUAGCCAUGUUUUUUUUAAUGGCUAAAACAUUUUAUUUUCUUCUCAGCAAGAGCAGUAAAGUCAGGGAUAGCAUUUUUGUUUGAGUUUGUCUGUUUUAUUUUAUUACUAUAAAUAUGUAUUUAUACUUUGUUAUUAUUUGUACAACCGUAAAAAUGUUCCUUUUCUUGGUUUUGUACUUUUUUUUUUUUUUUUUUUUUUGCACAUUUUUUGUUUUGUUUUACUUUUUACUUUUUUUUUUUUUUUUUUUUUUUUGUGAGCCAAGCAUGAACCAGAUGUAUAUAUUACUUCACUUGUCUUUGAACUUUGGUUGUAAUCAUUUAUUUCUCCAUAGGUUAACUGUACAAAAUUAGUACAAUGUUAUGUCAACUUUUACAGAGACCAAUGGAAUGGAACGCAUUGAUAUAUCAUAGACAAAAGAAAUGAAUAUAAUAUUAAAUAAUAAUAAUAAUAUUUAGGGACUGUUGUGAUUUUAGGUACAUUGUGUACGUCUAUGUUACUAGAAACAUAGAAACCAUACUUGUCAAGUGUGAGAUUAGUCAUUAUUUAUGUACAACAGCCCAUUAUCGUAAUAUGCUGAUGUUGUAAUUCUGCUACAACCUUUUCUGCAGGAUAUUACUGAAAUGAUACAUGUUCAGUUUUCCUCUUAAUGGUCCAUAAACAUUGUAUUGCAAACGCUUUUAAUUGAAUAAAUGACAACUGUGAACUGCA